Messenger RNA from Pyrenophora tritici-repentis Pt-1C-BFP, 684 nucleotides. RefSeq lists its product as uncharacterized. Lineage: Eukaryota; Fungi; Ascomycota; Dothideomycetes; Pleosporales; Pleosporaceae. The record is from RefSeq and is a predicted model, not a curated record.
AAUGACAGGUAAUCGGAGAGAAGGAUAGAUAAAGCAACGUGGUUUGCCCUGUCAGCCGAUCCGAUUCGACAUACCUCACAUCGACCUCAUCACGCCAUCACUCACCAACACGCCUUGAAACCUAAUCGCAGGACCUACAUAUACCAUCACACCCAACCCACUUAAGCCACAAAUAUGAACAACAUCACGGGAAAUGCCUCCACUAGCAAUGACACGUCGAUGUCCGGCGUCCAGCAGGGCCAAGGCCAGCGCGAAGACUAUCUCGACAAGGGCCUUGAUGCCGCGGAGAAGAAGUGGGGAGGUUCAGCAGGGCAAAACACCGAAAAGAACCGGGGGGUUAAUGAGAAGAUUACGGAUUCCGCAAGCAGCAUGUUUGAAAAAGCGACCGGCAAGGACGUCCCCGACAAAGUCUCAAACUAAACCCCGCGCACAAACGCUGCCUGAGUUUGGUACAGAUGCUGCCGCCGAUACCAGUACGGGCAAGUGUAGUGGACUCAAGGAGAAGUGGAGCAAGUUAGAUGAGAAGUGGAAUAAGUGCCGGCCGUAUGUCGAACGUAUCAAUGGAACUAUCGUUCCGUUGAGAAGUAGGGACGAAGAGUUUGAAGAGCGGUUCGCGGCUAUAGCAAUAGAGAGGAGUAGGACGGUUUAACGAUUAGUAUGAACGAAUUAAACGAAUAAAGUACG